Acanthopagrus latus (yellowfin seabream) is the source of this 3405-nucleotide messenger RNA. It is a transcript of the gene vps4b, whose product is annotated as vacuolar protein sorting 4 homolog B. Lineage: Eukaryota; Metazoa; Chordata; Actinopteri; Spariformes; Sparidae. Bases 424 to 1950 code for a protein of 508 amino acids. Gene Ontology annotation, molecular function: ATP binding; ATP hydrolysis activity. The record is from RefSeq and is a predicted model, not a curated record. Gene Ontology annotation, biological process: vacuole organization; endosomal transport. The transcript has 13 exons.
UUUCCAUGUCGCUGCUGUAACAAGAGCAACCAAACUGUGUUACACGUAAAACGACACUUUUUUCUGCCUUUUUUAUGCGUUUUGUUGCUGUCUACGGCCUGAAAACAGGAUUCUCAAUAAAAGCUAAUGCUUUAUUUAAUGUAGCUUUGUCAUUAAAACUACUGGCUGAGUGACUUGUGUGGUCUGUAGAACUUGUACGACAACAACUCCACGUCGUGACUCAGUGGCAGGAGGGCUUUCCGCGUCCUGACAGCAUCGCUCUCAUUCCUCAGACCGGGCAGGCUGCUUUUGUCCCCUGCUGUCAGAGCUCAGGAGCUAACAGGAAACUGGUGCUUCAGGGACAUGACUGGAUGAAACGAAACUAGCAGGGAUCACAGGUCGACUCUGUUGUGUCUCUUUGAAUCCCCACAGGACUCCGUAUAAAUGGAGCCCACAACGCUACAGAAAGCUAUUGCCGUAGCACAGAAGGCCUCACAGGAAGAUCAGGAUGGGAACUAUGAGGAGGCCAUCCGCUCCUACCAACAUGCUGUCAAGUAUUUUCUGCACAUCUUAAAACGUGAACCCCAGGGUAAAGAUGGCAACCAGAAGAUCAGAGAUAGGUGUAAACAAUACCUGGACAGAGUGGAAGAACUGCAGGAGUACCUAGUGAAUAAAGAGAAAGCCAUUGAUCUUGCCAGCAAGGCGGCUCAGGAGGAUAAAGCUCAGAACUACGAGGAGGCUCUGCGCCUGUACCAAGCAGCUGUUCAGUACUUCCUCCAUGUGAUGAAAUAUGAAGCCCAGGGUGAAAAGGCCAAACAGAGCAUACGGGCAAAAUGCGGUGAAUAUUUGGACAGAGCAGAGAAAUUGAAGGAGUAUCUAAAGAAGAAAGAGAAAGCUCCUCCCGCUAAGCCCGUCAAAGAAUCGGGAUCUGAGGACAAAGGGAAUGAAAGUGAUGAAGGUGAUGAUCCAGAGAAAAAGAAGUUCCAAAAUCAACUCUCAGGUGCAAUUGUUAUGGAGAAACCAAACAUCAAAUGGAACGAUGUUGCUGGUUUAGAGGGAGCCAAGGAGGCACUGAAAGAGGCUGUUAUUCUUCCUAUCAAAUUCCCCCACCUAUUCACAGGAAAGAGAACUCCAUGGAGAGGGAUCUUGCUCUUUGGACCUCCAGGUACAGGAAAGUCCUAUCUGGCCAAAGCGGUUGCCACAGAGGCAAACAACUCAACCUUCUUCUCCAUCUCCUCAUCUGACCUUGUCUCCAAAUGGCUUGGAGAGAGUGAAAAGUUGGUGAAGAAUCUUUUCACCCUUGCAAGGGAGCACAAGCCUUCCAUCAUCUUCAUUGAUGAGAUUGACUCCCUGUGCGGCUCAAGAAGUGAGAACGAGAGUGAGGCUGCUCGCCGUAUUAAGACGGAGUUCCUGGUUCAGAUGCAGGGUGUGGGAAUUGACAAUGAGGGAAUCCUGGUACUUGGGGCAACAAACAUCCCAUGGACCCUCGACUCAGCCAUCAGGAGACGAUUUGAGAAAAGGAUCUACAUCCCACUGCCUGAGGAGCACGCCCGCUCCUUCAUGUUCAAGCUCCAUCUGGGUUCCACCCCUAACAGUCUCACCGAAAGUGACUUUGUCACCCUGGGCAAGAAGACAGAAGGAUACUCGGGGGCAGAUAUCAGUAUCAUUGUCAGAGAUGCUCUCAUGCAGCCUGUUCGAAAGGUCCAGUCAGCAACCCACUUCAAACGGGUACGAGGACCAUCAAGAGCUGACCCCAACAUUAUUGUAGAUGACCUCUUGACUCCCUGCUCACCUGGCGAUCCCAAUGCGAUUGAAAUGACAUGGAUGGAAGUCCCUGGAGAGAAGCUACUGGAGCCUGUCGUAUGCAUGUCCGAUAUGAUGAGAUCUCAGGCCAGCACAAAGCCAACAGUCAACGAACAAGAUCUGGACAAACUGAAAAAAUUCACAGAGGACUUUGGACAGGAAGGCUAGGUGGGAUGAAGGAGCCAAGCCAAACCAAAGCAAAGGAAUUGUGAUUGUGUCUCUUUACUGUCCUUGUCCUGUUAUUCUGUCUCUGUCUCCUCAUAAUCAUUCAUCAGGCCUUGUGGUUUAUCGCAAAUGGGCAAGAUUACCGCUCCCUCUUGCCAUAUCUGAUAACCACACUAAGGGUGGAGAACUUUUUUAAGUUUUAUUUGACAUUCACCAUUUUCCAAAGAAAAUUAAAGACCUCCCAACUGCAGCUGACCUAAUUAAAAAAAUAGUAGAGGGUUGUUUGAGUUAUGCACUAAAGACUAAAGGUAUUAAUGACAAGUAUACCCCAGCGACUUACAGAAGCAAAUGGCAGACAUACACAACAAUUAUUGCAAUUGAGGUUAUUGAAAUUAAACUAAUUUGUUUUAAGUACGACCUAGCUCUCACGCCCUUGUUUUCCAGGCAGAAUACAUCUCACUAGACUAAUAAAUUCACCUUGUAUCUAUUUUAUUAUGAAAAACAAGCAUCUUAGUGUAUACUGUUCUUUGUGAAAUGGUUAAAUCUUGGGCUGGUGGAUUGAAGUGGGUUCAUAUGUUUGCUGUGGUGAAACAUGACAGUUGUCUCAAGGUGGUGGAUAUUUAGAGUUUUGAGGCAGAGAUACUCAGGAUGAGAGCUGCAUUAGGCCCUGUGGAAAUUCUGGAUUAUUUAUCCAAUUUCCUAAUAAAUGACAAUUGUAGUUGUUUACUUUUUGUCGUUUAAAUCUAACAUGAUUACUAUGUUGGAUCACCAAUGGUGCUGGACCAGCAUAUUUUACUUUUUUUUUUCAAGAACUCAAUAGCUUUGAAUUGCUAUGUCACGCAGCUUGCGAAAAACAAACAAACCAUGGUUUGUUUUUUGCAAUCUACUGUACAUAUUCUCCAUAACUGUCUGUGGGCUUCGCUGAUUAUCCUUACUGCAAACUGCAAAAAACUAAGCCUUAUACAAAGAUAAAGUCACAUUGCGUAUUUUGAUAAAAGACUGAGGAGUUGAAGUUGGACACUGAUGGCUCAGGUGGCGAGAUCAUCUUCUUGUACAUCUUACUACACAGGAAUGCAUCUCCAAGCAUGAACUUUAUGUAGCCAUAAAUGGCAGUGUGCACCAUGUGCCUUCAAGAAAAGCUGCAAGAUUCUUUUUUUUUAUUGUUUUAUUUCUAAAUUGGUCAUACUGCGUAUAUCCAGUGCUUUGUCACUACAACUAAGAAGUGUAUACUUGCACAUUUCAUGUAAGCUCUUCGAGAGCUUGUAUACAUCUGUACUCUUUUGCUCCAAUGGUGUGAGAACUGUCUCUUCUGAGUUUUGAUGGUCUUUUAUUUUACUGUAAAUGUCUAUACAUAUAGCCAACUCUUGAGCCUUUUCUAUGUGAAGAGGUCGAUCAUGCAUAAGGUUUUCUGUUUUUCAUUUCCAUAAUGUAAAUAAAUAAAAGUUAUAGCUACCUUAA